Molecule: messenger RNA, 783 nt
Organism: Pisolithus orientalis
Lineage: Eukaryota; Fungi; Basidiomycota; Agaricomycetes; Boletales; Pisolithaceae
Exons: 4
Coding region: 8-475 (155 amino acids)
Biological process (GO): protein import into nucleus
Cellular component (GO): nuclear pore central transport channel
Source: RefSeq, a predicted model, not a curated record
GGCGACGAUGGCUGUAGCGUUUACUCGUGAAGAUAUCGAGAUAUCGACGAGAGCGGCUGAUCACUUCACGCGCCUCUACUACACCACUUAUGAUUCCCCCACUCGUGUGGAGGACCUCCCCAAGUUCUAUCGCCCCACUUCAACACUAACGUGGAAUGGGAAUCCUUGUCAAGGGUCCGAAGGCGUAAAGAAACUUAUCCAAGACAUGCCCAGCACCCGACACGAGGUCCAGUCAUACGAUUGCCACCCCAUAUCCGGGACGCAACCACCCUCGCUGUUAGUAUUUGUUUCCGGGAGUGUUUCCCACGGAAAGGUUCCAGCAACUAAGUUGACUUCAAGUCGCUCCGUCGACGACCAACCUCGGGUGUUCUUCCAAACAUUUGUUCUGGUUCCGGAUCCCGUUGCGCCAUUGGCCAAGGUCGGGGAAGUUGCCAAGUAUUACAUUGAUGCUGAUGCGAUGAGAUUUGUUGGUUGAGGUCCAGUACUCGCGCUCAAUUGACGAACCAAUCCAUGUCUCACUUCUUUACGAAGCGAAUAACCCCGAAAGCUGCUGCGACUCUCGGAAUUUCUAUGCAAUAAUACCUUUGCUAUCGAGUUAACGUGUGCGGAAAACGUUGCGGGAUGUCCAGACGCGCUUCGUGGAGGGCAAGAUUUGUCGCACUGCAACCUGCCCCGCCUUGGAGACACACUAUUUGCAAGGCAGGAUUCCAUCCUCCACAAUACUACUCAGCGGAGCUUCAUCAUGCGUAAUGGUUGCUCAAGUCGUCCUAACCACGCCUCAAU